CUGGGCAGGUGUGGGCGGGCCGCGCCGACCCCGCGGAGCCUGGCCCGGAGAGCGGGCGGGAAACAGGAAGCUGGGGGAGGCGCAGCCGGACGGCGGGGAGGCCAGGCGUGCGGGCGGACGUGCGGGGGGCCAGCCGGCCGGACUCUCAGCCCUGCCCGGGCGGCAAUGUGGGGAGGCCCGGGCAGCCCCAGCAGCGGCGGAGGGGACAGGGGCGGAGCCGGGGGCUCGGGGGACACCGCUCCCCUGCGCCGGCGGAGCCGCCGCCCGAGCACAGAGCCGGGAGCCCGAGCCGGCUGCGGUGUGCGCGACCCCGAGGACGCGGCCAUGCCGGCGGGGGCCGAGGCGGGGGAGGCCGAGGAGGAGGCCGGGGCCGGCUCCGGGUCUGAGGCGGAGGAGGACGCGCUGUGGGAACGGAUCGAGGGCGUCCGGCACCGGCUGACUCGCGCCCUCAACCCGGCCAAACUGACGCCGUACCUGCGCCAGUGCCGGGUCAUCGACGAGCAGGACGAGGAGGAGGUGCUGAGCACCUACCGCUUCCCUUGCCGCAUCAACCGCACCGGGCGCCUGAUGGACAUCUUGCGCUGCCGAGGCAAGAGGGGCUACGAGGCCUUCCUGGAAGCCCUGGAGUUCUACUACCCCGAGCACUUCACGCUGCUCACCGGCCAAGAGCCCGCCCAGCGUUGCUCCAUGAUCCUCGAUGAGGAGGGGCCAGAGGGCCUGACCCAGUUCCUGAUGACCGAGGUGCGGCGGCUGCGGGAGGCUCGCAAGAGCCAGCUGCAGCGGGAGCAGCAGCUGCAGGCCCGGGGCCGGCUCCUGGAGGAGGAGCGGGCAAGGCUGGAGCAGAGGCUGCGGGAGCAGCAGCAGGCACAGGAGCGCUGCCAGCGGCUGCGGGAGGACUGGGAGGUGGGCAGCCUGGAGCUGCUGCGGCUCAAGGACGAGAACUACAUGAUUGCCAUGCGUCUGGCGCAGCUCAGCGAGGAGAAGAACUCUGCCAUCCUGCGCAGCCGUGACUUGCAGCUGGCGGUGGAUCAGCUGAAGCUCAAGGUGAGCCAGCUGGAGGAAGAGUGCACGCUGCUGCGCAGGGCCAGGGGGCCACUCCCCGGGGCCGAGGAGAAGGAGAAAGAGCCGGACAGCACGGACCUGGUCUCUGAGCUGCGGGCUGAGAACCAGCGGUUGACAGCGUCUCUGCAGGAGCUGCAGGAGGGCCGGCAGCAGGAGGCAAGCCAGCCGGGGGCCCCAGGCUCAGAGCGCAUCCUCUUGGACAUCCUGGAGCAUGACUGGCGGGAGGCGCAGGACAGCAGACAGGAGCUGUGCCAGAAGCUGCACGCUGUGCAGGGGGAGCUGCAGUGGGCCGAGGAGCUCCGGGACAAGUACCUACAGGAGAUGGAGGACCUGCGGCUGAAGCACCGCACGCUGCAGAAGGACUGCGACCUGUACAAGCACCGCAUGGCCACUGUGCUGGCCCAGCUGGAGGAGAUCGAGAAGGAGCGGGACCAGGCCAUCCAGAGCCGAGACCGUAUCCAGCUGCAGUACUCCCAGAGCCUCAUUGAGAAGGACCAGUACCGCAAGCAGGUGCGGGGCCUGGAGGCUGAGCGGGACGAGCUGCUGACCACGCUCACCAGCCUGGAGGGCACCAAGGCCCUGCUGGAGGCACAGCUGCAGCGGGCUCAGGGCGGCUCCUGUCUCAAGGCCUGCGCCUCCUCCCAUUCCCUGUGCUCCAACCUCAGCAGCACCUGGAGCCUGAGUGAGUUUCCUUCCCCACUGGGAGGCCCAGAAGCAGCCGGGGAGGCCGCUGCCACGGGGGCACCUGAGCCCCACACCUCGGAGGAGGCCACAGACAGCGAGAAGGAGAUCAACCGGCUUUCCAUCCUGCCCUUCCCACCCAGCGCUGGCUCCAUCCUCCGGCGGCAGCGGGAGGAGGACCCUGCCCUGGCUAAGAGGUCCUUCAGCAGCAUGUCAGACAUCACAGACAGUGUAACGCUCAAGCCCUGGUCCCCUGGCCUGUCCUCGUCCUCGUCCUCCGACAGCGUGUGGCCUUUGGGGAGGCCGGAUGGUCUCCCGGCCAGAGGCCAGGACCAUUUCAACAGGUCUCUGGCUAUCCAUGUGUCUGGCCGGAGCCCCCCUGGGGGACCUGAAUCUCAGGACAGAGGCCCAGAUGGCCUGCCAUUUUCUGGGGACAGCUGGUCUGGGGCUGUAGUGCGGAGGGUGCUCUCUGGGCCAGGGUCUGCCAGAGUGGAACCCAGAGAGCCAAGGGCAGAGGCUGCUGGUCUGGAGGGGGCAGGUCUGGAAAGUGAGCCCCAGCAGAGAACCUUGCUCUUGAACCAGGUGUCCACACUCCCCUUCCUGCUGGACUCCAAGGCUUGCCAGUCCUUCCACGAGGCCCUGGAUGCUUGGGUGAAGGGGCUGGGCGCCGAGCCCUUCUACAUUCGAGCCAACUUCCCUCUGCCCGAACGGGCAGACCCCCAUGCCCUGUGCGUGAGAGCCCAAGAGAUCUUGCGGCUCGUGGACCCGGCGUAUAAGCGGCGGCGGGAGUGGUUCUGCACACGGGUCGACCCCCUCACACUGCGGGACCUGGACCGGGGCACAGUGCCCAAUUACCAGAGAGCCCAGCAGCUUCUGGAAGUUCAGGAGAAGUGCUUGUCUGCCAGCCGGCACCGGGGGUCCCGCAGUAAUCUGAAGAAGCGAGCCCUGGAUCAGCUGCGGCUGGUGAAGCCCAAGCCUGCUGGGCCCGCUGCAGGGGAUCCCCCAGAGCAGCUGCUGCUGGAGCCCUGCUCAGAGCCGGAGUGGAGCCCCAGGCCCUACAGCCUGGUGCGGCCGCUGCUGGUGCCCUCCCUGCGGCCCGUGGUGCUCUUGCCCGAGUGCCUGGCGCCUAGGCUCAUCCGAAACCUGCUAGACCUGCCCAGCUCCCGGCUGGACUUCCAGGUGUGCCCAGCAGAAAGCCUCUCUGGGGAGGAACAGGGCGCACCCUCCGCGCCCGGAGCCCCCAAGGCCCGGCCCGCCACCCCAGGGCUGGGCAGCAGGAUUCGUGCCAUCCAGGAGUCUGUUGGGAAGAAGAAGCACUGCCUGUUGGAGCUGGGCACUCGGGGCGUGCGGGAACUGGUCCAGAACGAGAUUUACCCCAUCGUCAUCCACGUGGAGGUGACCGAGAAGAACGUCCGGGAAGUCAGGAGUCUGCUGGGCCGGCUGGGCUGGCGGGACUCGGAGCUGCUCCGGCAGUGCCGCAGUUCUGAGCAGGCGCUCUGGGGGCUGCCCUGCUCCUGGGUGCAGGUGCCCGCCCACGAGUGGGGCCACUCGGAGGAGCUGGCCAAGGUUGUGCGCGGCCGGAUCCUGCAAGAGCAGGCCCGCCUCGUGUGGGCAGAGUGUGGCAGUGGCCGAGGCUGCGGCAGCAGUGAGGCCUGAGGGGCCCUUUUGGAUGCCUGUGGCUUCCUGAUGCACUUUGGAAGCCACCAGCGGGGACCCUGGUGUCUCUGUGGUGGAGCUGGGUCCUCCCUGUCCUGAGCCUCCUCAGGCCCUUGGGCUUGGCCCUGGGCUCUCACCGAGUGAUCCUGCUGGAGCCCUUGGGCGGAACUUCCACCUGCCUGCCCCAUACUUGCUGCUCUGGGCCUUCCUGUGUGCCCCUGUGUCUCCGUGCCCCCACUCGUGGGUCUGUGUCCCUCCGUCAUUGCUUACUCUGGAGUGUCUGAGUCCUCACUCCUGUGUACAGUUUUAUAUGCCCACCUUCUCACGGGGCAGGUCUCCCGGCUCUCAGCCUGUUCUGCUCACAGGAGCCCCGAGCCCGCCCUUUGGGACUCCCGCCCGUCCAGCUCACAUUUCUUGUAUAUAUGUCCACACGUGGGUGUCGUAGCUGCCCUGGUUACUGUCACCUGUGCCCCUUGUGUCUUGUCAUCACAUACGUCCGUGGUUCUCUCUCCUGUGUAAAUGUCAUGUCCCUCACCCCCGUGAUACUUGGGCACUAACACUCGUGUGUUCCCAGUGAGCACACCCAGGACCAUGUUCUCACAGCGCCCACUCCCUGCCCUGCCCCCCUUUUUGAGGAACAGGUGGGAGGGGCCUGGCUGCUCCGUCACCAGAAUGUACGGCUCGUGGGUUUUUAACGGGCCCCUUUUCACUCAGAAGCUGCACAUUAUGGAACAUUAAACAGUUUGUCAUAGAAGUUGGUGGCCUUGUGCUCGCUUACGUCCCUCGUCUGGGGUCCCUCUUCCCUCCCCUCACUUGUCCCACCCCCAGCAGGC
This is a messenger RNA of Artibeus jamaicensis (Jamaican fruit-eating bat), 4232 nucleotides long. RefSeq names its product caspase recruitment domain family member 10 (gene CARD10). Gene Ontology annotation, biological process: regulation of apoptotic process. The record is from RefSeq and is a predicted model, not a curated record. The coding region runs from base 166 to 3399 and encodes 1077 amino acids. NCBI's taxonomy places the organism in Eukaryota, Metazoa, Chordata, Mammalia, Chiroptera, Phyllostomidae. The transcript has 21 exons.